UGUAAGAACUCACCAAGUCACUGUUAUGUUCUGUUAUGUUCUGUUCAAGUCCAUUCUCUCUCUCUGAAACUUUGCAUAAUAAAGAUCUUUCUGCUCGUGGAAGAAGAAGAAGAAGAAAAGAACCGACACCAUUAAUGUCAAGACCCUAUUCCCACCGUAAAAGCACCACUUAAAUAUUAUUUUGCCUUAAGCACUCUCAUCUCAUGUGUACGGCUCUUCUUCUCCAACUACCACCAUUAUAGCUCUCUCUCGCUAUGAUUCCUACUCUAUUACACUGCGUUUACUAAAAUAGAAGAAGAAGACUUGGACUAGUUCCACUAUCUCAUUAUUACUACUCUCUUGAACUCCGUUUCCCAAGGAGCAAGUGGGUGGGACAUUGUUUUGGAUUACAUGAACUAUGGAGUCUGUUUUGGUGGUUCUAAGUUAUAGUCUUUAACUGGGUCACUGUCAGUUCUGAGAGUAGUCUUGUUCAUUAUUGUAAAAACUGGUCUGUUACAGCUCAAAAAGUUGUUCAAUGGGGUUGUUUUUCUCGUUUAUUCUAUUACUUUUUUCUGAGGUUAUAUUCCUUCCGGGUUCAUAUCAACAGCAAACUUCUCAAAGCCGAAUCUUGCUUCAACUAAAGAAGCAAUUGGAGAAUCCCAACUCGUUACAAGCUUGGGAAAAUUAUGUUGACUUGUGUAACAUUCCUCCCUCUGUUAAUGUCAGCAUAUUAUGCCAGGACACUUCAGUGACAGAGCUCAAAAUAAUGGGAGAUAAGGUUCCUAAGGGUGAUGAGUUUAAUGGCUUUGCAAUCCCCAAUCAGACUCUUUCAGAGGCUUUUUCUAUUGACUCGUUUGUCACAACACUGACCAAGUUAAGCAGCUUGAGAGUUCUUAGAUUAGUGUCUUUGGGAAUUUGGGGACCAUUUCCUGAUAAGAUUCAUAGGCUAUCUUCACUUGAACUCUUGGACUUGAGCUCAAAUUUCAUGUAUGGUUCUGUUCCUCCUAAGAUAUCUACGAUGGUUAAGCUUAAUACUUUAGCACUAGAUGGGAAUUACUUCAAUGGAACUGUUCCUGAUUGGCUGGAAUCUUUGUCAAAUCUCACUAUUUUGAGCUUGAAGAACAACCUGUUGCAGGGUCAGCUUCCUGAUUCAGUUUCUAGAGUUGAGACACUUACUGAUAUUUCCAUGGCUAAUAACAAGAUAUCUGGUAAACUACCUGAUUUGAGUGCCUUAACUAGUUUGCGUGUAUUAGAUUUAAGAGAGAAUCAAUUAGAUUCUAAAUUGCCACGAUUGCCAACUCAAUUGAUUACAGUUCUUCUUAGCAAGAACUCAUUCUCAGGAGAUAUUCCUGAGCAUUUUGGUGAUCUUACUCAGCUUCAGCACCUUGAUCUUUCAUCCAAUAAUCUAACUGGGGCCCCUCCUUCUGCCUUGUUCUCUUUGCCAAACAUCAGCUAUUUGAACUUAGCAUCCAAUAUGUUUAGUGGGUCACUUCCAGACAAGCUAAGUUGUGGUGCCAAACUUGGGUUUGUAGAUAUUUCAAGCAACAGAUUAGUGGGUGGAAUUCCUCCUUGUUUGGCUAGUAAUUCAGACAAAAGAUUUGUUAAAUACAAUGCAAAUUGUCUAUCCAUUGAUUCCAAUCAUCAGCAUCAUGGUGCAUACUGUAGAGAAGCCAUUAAAGGAAAGAAACCAUCAAGAGGAAUAGUUAUAACAGUGCUAGUUGCUGCCAUUAGUGGCACUAUACUUUUUGCUGUGCUUUUAGUAUUUGGGGUGCUUUUCUUUCGUAGACGAAACCAUCCAAGGAAGCCUGCUGAGCAGCAGAACACAUUGCCAAAACAGCAAGAGAAUUCACCAUCAGUGUUUUGUUCUGAACUUGUUACAAAUGCCAGGCUUAUUUCCCAAGCAGCCAAGCUGGGGACACAAGGAGCCCCAGUCUGUAGAUUGUUCUCUUAUGAAGAGUUGAGAGAAGCAACAAACAACUUUGACAAGUCCAUAUUUUUGGGUGAAGGCUUCACAGGGAAGGUACCCACCAAACUCAAAUCUGCUAUAGAAUUAGAUGUCAGACUUGAAAAAUUGCAGAGAGAAAAACUUUACAAGGGAAAACUGGAAAAUGGAACGUAUGUUACUGUAAGAUCUCUGGUUUUUUCAAAGAAGUAUUCAAUUCAGAACCUCAAAGGCCGGCUUGAUUUUCUCUCAAAGCUUCACCAUCCAAAUUUAGUUGCUCUGUUGGGCUAUUGCACUGAAAAUGGUGGACAAGAUGAUAAUAGUGCCAACAAAGUCUUCCUAGUCUAUGAAUAUGUGCCUAAUGGGAGCUACCGCACAUAUCUAUCAGAAAAUUCUCCAGAAAAGAUUCUAAAAUGGUCUGACAGACUAGCUAUUCUAAUUGGAGUAGCCAAGGCUGUGCAUUUUCUCCACACUGGGGUUAUUCCCGGUUGCUUCAACAACCGAUUGAAGACGAACAAUAUAUUGCUUGACGAGCAUCGGAUUGCAAAGUUGAGUGACUAUGGGAUUUCCAUCAUCAGAGAAGCAAUUGAAAAAGUUGAGGCCAAGGGAGAGCGCACAAAAUCAAGCCAUAAGAAAACAGUUGAGGAUGAUGUCUACAACUUUGGAUUUAUAUUACUUGAAUCACUUGUUGGACCAAUAGUAAGUGGAAAAGGAGAGACUUUUCUGCUAAAUGAAAUGGCAUCGUUUGGUAGUCAAGAUGGCCGAAAGAAGAUAGUGGAUCCAAUUGUGCUGACCACGUCCUCACAGGAGUCAUUGUCAAUUGUGGUAUCAAUCACCAGAAAAUGCAUAUCUCACGACGUGCCAUCUCGGCCAUCUUUUGAAGAUGUGCUUUGGAAUCUACAGUAUGCUGCUCAAGUUCAGGCCACAGCUGAUGCUGAUCAGAAAUCAGAUUCUGCAUCACAGGCCUAGCUAGCUACACAUGUAAGCAAGUUUAUAGGGUUUCAUAACACCUAACACAAAAUAUCCCAUCUCUAUGGAAGCCUACAUACAACAACAAUUGCUGCCAUGAAAGCACACUUGAGCAGCCUCAGUUCUCACUCACUCAUUUGCCAAGUAGAAGAAAGAAAGGUUUAGUUUUUUGGGCUGUUUUUUUUUUAUUAUUAUCAUAUCAUGAUAUGUAAAGCUUGUAAAGGUAUUGCACAAUAUUAUAGAGAUAUAGAAUUUUUUUUAUUUUUGAUAGGAGAGAGUUUGGUUGGAGAUUUGUAUGUAGAAUAGGAGAGACUUCAUUUAUUGAUAUAUUGAAUAAAUAUUAGCUACCAAGAAUUUGGUGUCCAGCUUCAUAUAUUGAUAUUUGAUUUUGAUUU
Molecule: messenger RNA, 3285 nt
Organism: Humulus lupulus (European hop)
Lineage: Eukaryota; Viridiplantae; Streptophyta; Magnoliopsida; Rosales; Cannabaceae
Product: probable inactive leucine-rich repeat receptor-like protein kinase At3g03770
Exons: 8
Coding region: 515-2890 (791 amino acids)
Biological process (GO): protein phosphorylation
Molecular function (GO): protein binding; protein kinase activity; ATP binding
Source: RefSeq, a predicted model, not a curated record